Molecule: messenger RNA, 282 nt
Organism: Effrenium voratum
Lineage: Eukaryota; Dinophyceae; Suessiales; Symbiodiniaceae
Source: the annotation of a GenBank genome assembly
AUGAGCUUCCGGUAUACCGUGAAGCCUCGCAUGAAAGUGAACGCCUUCAAGCCCAAGGAGCUCACCGCCGAGGAAAAGGGCGCUGGCGAACUGCGGGCCUCGCAGUUCGGGGCUUUGUGGUGCAACAAGUUUGCCAGCAUCCCGAAAAACAAGGAUUGUGGCAUCAUCUGGGAGGUGAAGGUGGGUGAAGAAGUUCCGGCAACCGUUGCUCCAACCAAGCCGAAGUUUUGUCUUCUCUGCAAGGCAGUGCUGAAGGUGGCAAGUGCCAUCAAGAUUACUUAG